Molecule: messenger RNA, 2120 nt
Organism: Ceutorhynchus assimilis (cabbage seed weevil)
Lineage: Eukaryota; Metazoa; Arthropoda; Insecta; Coleoptera; Curculionidae
Source: the annotation of a GenBank genome assembly
GUUUGUUCGGUUCUGUUGUUUGAUUAAUGUUCAAAAAGACGGACUGUCCCUUUCUUUUCCGGGUGUUUUUGUGGUGUGAACAUGAGCUCUUCUCCAGUUAGGGACAUUGAAGUUAACGUAGUGUCAUCUCCCGAAUCCUCAAAUAGCAGAAACAAUUCUCCAGAACCGGCGGAUUUUGGCACCAUGGUGAACCAUCAUGUGACUACGUGUUUUCCUGUGAUCAGGACCAGUAGUGAUGACGAGGAAAGGGCCGACAAGGACCGAAAAAUUACGGCAGCACAAAAAAGUAGUUCAACAAACUUUUCAAUUUCGAGUAUAUUGUCGCGUGAUGAGCCAACGGUCAAAAAGCCGGGUUUUACGAGUUCUUUGACAAAUGGACAAAGUGUUUUAGAUCCUGGAAAUUCAAAUAGUGCUAUGUUGUCAAGGUUAGGAAUCAUGACUCACUUUGGAGCAUUAGCGGCGGCAAGUAGCAGGUACGCCGCCCUUUGCGGGGCCCCCACUGACCCUCGGUCGUUACCCUGGUAUUGGGGACGGAUCCCGACGGCGCACAUUCCAAGGGAGAAACUUAGUCCCACAGGUGGUUCAAUCAAUGAUGAUCAAUCCCCACCCCUAUCCCCAAGAGCCGAUCACACGCAAAUUCUCAAAAAUGAAUGUCGAUCUUCACGUCCCUCCUCCCCCUCUGAUCACCAACGGUCUGCGACGACAUCGCCUUCGCCAAUGCUUUCCUCACAUCCUGCCUUUAUGGAACCCAAUUACGGAAAUCGAUCAAAAAGCCCAAUGGAAAGCUAUGGUAGGUCAAAAAGUCCGCUAUUUAGAGAUGGAGAUAAUAUGGUUAUAGAUGAAGAAGGCGAAGAUGAGGAGAGUGACUAUGAUAAUGAAAAAGAUAAAAAAGUAACAGGACCUGGAGGUAUGAGCCCAGGAAAUUCAUUAUCCAAUAAGAGAAAAAAGAAAACAAGGACGGUAUUUUCUAGAUCGCAAGUUUUUCAAUUAGAAUCUACAUUUGAUAUGAAAAGAUACCUAUCGUCAUCAGAACGUGCUGGUCUAGCUGCCAGUCUACACCUUACCGAAACACAGGUUAAAAUCUGGUUUCAGAAUCGCAGGAACAAAUGGAAGCGUCAAUUAGCAGCUGAACUAGAAGCUGCUAACAUGGCCCACGCAGCUCAACGACUCGUGCGAGUCCCCAUUCUUUAUCACGAGUCGGCUAACUCCUCCAUAAGGCACCCCUUUGACCAAAAUCAUGGAUCAUUAGGUCUACAUCAUUCUUUGGACACACGAGAGAGUGCGGCCAGUACAGGAUCUUCAGUAGUUUCAGCAUCACCUGGCGGUUACCCUAGUUCGUUAUACUACCAUCAUCAGGCAGCAGUUGCGGCAGCAGUGCAUAGUUUACCAUCUAGUCCGGUAAAUAGACCGCCAAUGUCAGGGUUGGUUUGAAACUUACAGUUAGCAGUAAGUUGGGAUGGUUGUGCAAGAAAUUUUACGUGAGAGUGUUCUUCGAUUUCAUAUAGGUACGAGGGAAUACUUGCAUCAACUAUAAUAGAUAGGUACUAUAGGUUAAACGUGCAACAUAUGUGGUGUGAGAUAGUGAUUGAACAUUUCAAAAAUAAGUUGAUAAACAAACAGGGUUUUCAGGAGUCUCAAUAAAACAAUUUUUUAAAUUUAUGUCUUAUUUUGUGAAAUCAAUAUCGACAUACUCACAAACCAUUUGAAUCUGUUUUAUUGAUUUUCAGGAUUAGUCUUCUUAAAAAGUACCUACCCAAUAAAGCGGUUAAUUUCAAAAUACAAACUAUUUUUUUAGAAAAAAAAACGUAACCAGCCAAAUGUAUAUUUAUGGAACCAGCCAAAUGUAUAUUUCGCGCCCCUGGAUAGUAGCUAAAGCGAAGCUUUAGAAAGCCAAGUGCACAUUUAGCUGAACUAUGUAGUAAGUUUUGUAAGUGUGUAUUUAUAACGAAAGCUUGAUGUAAAUAUUUUUGUAUGUAUUUAUUUAUUAGCUUGAUGUACAUAGUAUAUAUAAAUAUUUAUGAGCAGCUACUGCAGUUACCCUACUAUGCCAAAACUACCUAGAAAUUUAAAAUAUUGAAUGUAUUAUUGUGUAGCAAAAUUUAAUCGUUGUUACGUAAAUA